AUGUCACCCCAGUCAUCCGAACAGCAUACACUUGACGCACCCGCUCUCGACAAGCUCUUUGCAGCUGCUAUCACCUACCGCGAUAGAGCGUAUGCACCAUACUCCAAGUUCAGGGUUGGUGCUGCUCUCCUGGGCUCUGAUGGCCAGAUUUACGGGGGCUGCAAUGUAGAGAACGCUUCCUAUGGAGCUGGUAUAUGCGCCGAGCGUACUGCUAUCACAAAGGCCGUCAGCGAAGGUCAAAAGAAAUUCUUGGCUGUAGCCGUUACUUCUGAUAUCCCAUCCCCCGCCAUAUCUCCCUGUGGCAUCUGCCGCCAAUUCCUCCGUGAAUUUCUCGAACCCCACGUCCCAAUCUACUUUAUCUCUGGCACCUAUUCCUCCACUCUCAAUAGCGGUGAAUAUCCCGACUGGCUGGAUGAUCGCACAGGAGAGGAAGCAAAGAAGCAUGUCAAGAUGAUGACGAUGGAAGAGGUGUUGCCAGAGAGUUUUGGGCCGGAUCAUUUGGGGCUCGCUGUAACGGAUCAGAAGUGA
Molecule: messenger RNA, 528 nt
Organism: Cryptococcus amylolentus CBS 6039
Lineage: Eukaryota; Fungi; Basidiomycota; Tremellomycetes; Tremellales; Cryptococcaceae
Product: cytidine deaminase
Exons: 6
Coding region: 1-528 (175 amino acids)
Cellular component (GO): cytosol
Molecular function (GO): zinc ion binding; cytidine deaminase activity
Source: RefSeq, a predicted model, not a curated record